Molecule: messenger RNA, 2385 nt
Organism: Plasmodium cynomolgi strain B
Lineage: Eukaryota; Apicomplexa; Aconoidasida; Haemosporida; Plasmodiidae
Exons: 2
Coding region: 1-2385 (794 amino acids)
Molecular function (GO): protein binding
Source: RefSeq, a predicted model, not a curated record
AUGGAUGAGCAUCACGAAGACGAUUUAGACGAAGGGUCAGGGGGGACUUCUAACAAGGAGAACUACCCAGAAAAGAAGCCCCCCCCAAAGGGGAAGACAAAUAAAGGAGUCGAGCGACGAGGCCCUCCACUGCGUUCGCCUCAGUGGCGUGAAAACGGAGGUGCACUUGAUUCGAAGGGACGCGACAGAGUGAGUGGUGGCGGAGUGAGUGGUGGCGGAGUGAAUGGUGACGGAGUGAAUGGUGACGGAGUUAAUGGUGACGGAGUGAAUAGUAACGGGGUGAGCCCAGAACGGGAAGAACCCCCCCCUGGGGAGCCCCAAAAGGGAAGCAGCGAGGUGCCUAGCAAGGGGGAGGCGCUGGUGGGUGGAGAAAAACCAGGCGAGGACAAUGCUAGGGGAGAAGCACCCAGUGAAGCAACAAACGAAGACAAAUCGGUGGAAGAAAACCCGUCGGGGGGAAAUCCGUCGAGGGAAAACUCGUUGGAAGAAAACCUGUCGGGGGAAAACCCGUUGGAAGAAAACCCGUCGGGGGAAAACCCGUCGGGGGACGAGCAAAAGCGAGGCAGCCUCGCGAACAGGACCACCAAAUCGGACAGCACGAACACCGCGAGCAGCAACCUGAUAAAGAUAAGCCAGAAGAGCGAGGAGUGGGAGCAACCAAAGAAAUGGAGCUUCUCCCUUCUCCUCACAAAUAUAAAAUCCAUGGUGCUAACCAACUACAUCUACGUAGCCAAGAGGUGCGGCAUCCCCAACCAACCCAACAAACCAGGACCAGUGCUUGCCAUCAGUGUAGAAAAGGAAAAUACAAACGAAGUUAAAAAUAUUAUCGUGCAAACCCCAUGUGCAUAUGAAAAGUACACACUGAAAGGAAAAUUAAUUCAACACAAAACACUCUACCCUUGUACAGUCACCUGUAUGAUGUAUGGGAGCAUCGGAGGAAUCGGAAAGACCGUCAUUUUGGGACUGCAAAAUGGGUGCAUACUAGUUUACAAGAGUAUCGAGUUUGAAUGCAUACUAAAGUUGAAUACAAAGGAAUGUCUGGAGAAGCAUUUUAAGAGCUCUUCUGCUUCGUCUGCUAGGAAGCCUUUCAAUAACUCACACGUGAAGAGUGGCGUCAUGGAUGCGUAUAGUGGGACGAAUGGACAGAGGGACUCAGGUAAGGUAGCUUCUCAGGGGGGCAGUUCGAACAAUGGAGAGAAUUACAACGAUCUGUCGUAUCAGAUUUCUGGUCUCUCCGUGAAGUCCACUUUUGCUAACUUUAUCCAUUGGAUCAUUGCUGGGAACAUGCAGGGCUACAUUUUCGUGUGGGAGGUGCCCAGUGGGAACAUCAUCAAAAUCCUCGUGCACCCGCACCACUUGUUCGGCCACGUCAAGGGGGGCUCGCGCGCCAGCAGUGAUGGGAGCAGCGACAGCGAUGAUAGCAGCGAUAGCGACGGUAGCAGCGAUAGCGACGGUAGCAGCGAUAGCGACGGUAGCAGCGAUAACGGGGGUAGCAGCGAUGACGACAGUAGCAGCUACAACGACGGUAGCAGCGGUAACGACGGUGGAAGUGACAAUUGCGAUCGCGGCGGCCGCACCGAUAAUCGCCCAGGAAAGCGAAAAAAGAAAAAGAAAAAAGCCAUCCCAAAUGGCAGGAACGGUGGGAGGGAUCAGGAGGACGAACAAGAAGAAAACGAAGAAGACGAAGAAGGCAAAGAAGAAGGCUGCUUCACCCUCGAAGACGACGACUCCUGCAGCAAGCCGGACGAUGAAGAAAACUCGAGCGAGUUCUCCGGCGGCAGCUACUUAAGCGACUCAGACGAGUAUUGCAACUCCACCGAUCAAGACAACGCCAGCAGAGGGGUAACGCAUAAGUACGAACUGUGGGUCGCAUUCGGAAGUGGCUACAUAGCAGUGUACGACUUAUACGACUUCCAGUUGCUUCUCUACACGUGCAUUUCCAAGAGUCCCAUCAUGGACUUAAAGUAUUCCAAGCUCUUGGAAGACGUCUUCCUACUAAUAGGGAAUAAUUACAUUUCUGUAUGGGACACCAAAACGCUGAAGCAAAUUAAAAAGGUCCCCACAAGUCACGUUACGAAAACGUCUUCCCUGUCUACUUUAUAUCUUUUGGAACGUCCAACUUUUUGGAAAAACAAGAAAGUUGUUUUGAUUGCAGGUUGUAAUGAUGGAUCCAUCUCGGUGACAAAUGUUACAAAAAAGUUGGAUGGAGAUUUGACCUUUUCUUAUGUUAGGACAUAUGAGAAGCACUUCGAGCCUUAUGUCCCCAUCAGUUACAUUUGCAUCCACCCCAGUAUCAACGCGGCCUUCGUCGGGGAUGCCAGUGGCGUCGUCUUUACGCUCCCCAGAAUUCUGAACACGCUCAAGCACGACGAUGCGCAAAGGUGA